AUGGGGAACUUGGUGAUAAAUGUCGGCUGCAAAGGAGGAUCGGUGGGGGCAGCUUCGGCACUGUGUACAUGGGUAACAGAUGCGGAUAGCCCAAGCCACUUCUUGAGGCUCAUCACACGCAAGGAACCAACAUCGAUACCGGUGAAGACGUCGCUAUCAAACUCGAACACGUAUCUAUCGAUCCCUCCUUACUGGAAGGCGAAGCCGAUACCUAUCGAUCCUUUUUCUGACGGUGUCGGUAUUCCACGAGUCCACGCUUAUGAGACGGAGUGUGAAUACAAUACUAUGGUGUUUGAUCUUCUGGGGCCGAGUCUGGAAGACCUUUUCAACUUCUGCGGUCGCAAGUUCUCUCUCAAGACUGUGUUGAUCCUCGUCGACCAGCUCAUUCGUCGUCUCGAAUAUAUCCAUUCCAAGAGCGUCAUUCAUCGAGACAUCAAACCCGAGAACUUCUUGAUGGGUGUGGGGAAGCAGGGGAAUCGGGUUUAUGUGACGGAUUUGGGCCUCGCCACGGAACGCCUUACUGCUCAGAUCAACGCCGGUCGUGCCCGGAAUCCACAUUUAAUUGGCACGGCCCGUUUUGCCAGCAUCAACGGUCAUUUAGGUGUUGUGCAACAUUGCUGCGAUGAUUUGGAAUCCCUCGGGUACAUGCUUCUCUACUUCCUCCGGGGCUCUCUCCCAUGGCAAGGUCUCAUGGCCACAGAUCAGACGCAAAAGGAAGAACUUAUCUUGGAGGAAAAGAGAAGGAUCAAUACAGAGGAUCUGUACGCGGAUCUCCCUCAGGAAUUUGCGGUUUAUUUCGACUACAUCCGUUCUCUUGAUUUUGACGAGAAACCGAAAUAUUCCAAUCUACGCAAAAUCUUCCGUGAUCUCUUCGUGCGCGAGGGCUUCGAUUAUGAUCAUGUGUAUGAUUGGACCAUCCUCGAAUAUCUGAGAAGGAAUUGUAAGGCGAGAUGCCUUACCGGAGGGAGGUUCAGAAGGGAGCUUAUCGGGGUUGACAAAGCAAUAGCUAUAAGGUCACGGCAGAUCGGUAUGGAUACAAAGAGACAACGUGCUCGGCUUAGCUGA
Letharia columbiana is the source of this 1065-nucleotide messenger RNA. RefSeq lists its product as uncharacterized. Gene Ontology annotation, molecular function: protein serine/threonine kinase activity; ATP binding. Gene Ontology annotation, cellular component: nucleus; cytoplasm. Lineage: Eukaryota; Fungi; Ascomycota; Lecanoromycetes; Lecanorales; Parmeliaceae. The transcript has 3 exons. The record is from RefSeq and is a predicted model, not a curated record. Bases 1 to 1065 code for a protein of 354 amino acids. Gene Ontology annotation, biological process: signal transduction; endocytosis; peptidyl-serine phosphorylation.